AUGUUUUGGACCUUAUGUCUGCGCUCUAGACACCUCAGGUCUCAGAACGCCCUGUCUCAGACCUGCUACCCUCCUUGGUACCUGACAGAGAAAGAGCUGGACCAGACCCUGUCUCAGACCUGCUACCCUCCUUGGUACCUGACAGAGAAACAGCUGGACCAGACCCUGUCUCAGACCUGCUACCCUCCUUGGUACCUGACAGAGAAACAGCUGGACCAGACCCUGUCUCAGACCUGCUACCCUCCUUGGUACCUGACAGAGAAAGAGCUGGACCAGACCCUGUCUCAGACCUGCUACCCUCCUUGGUACCUGACAGAGAAACAGCUGGACCAGACCCUGUCUCAGACCUGCUACCCUCCUUGGUACCUGACAGAGAAACAGCUGGACCAGACCCUGUCUCAGACCUGCUACCCUCCUUGGUACCUGACAGAGAAAGAGCUGGACCAAGAAACAGCUGGAUCAGACCCUGUCUCAGACCUGCUGCCCUCCUUGGUACCUGACAGAGAAACAGCUGGACCAGACCCUGUCUCAGCCCUGCUGCCCUCCUUGGUACCUGACAGAGAAACAGCUGGACCAGACCCUGUCUCAGCCCUGCUACCCUCCUUGGUACCUGACAGAGAAACAGCUGGAUCAGACCCUGUCUCAGCCCUGCUGCCCUCCUUGGUACCUGACAGAGAAACAGCUGGACCAGACCCUGUCUCAGCCCUGCUACCCUCCUUGGUACCUGACAGAGAAACAGCUGGAUCAGACCCUGUCUCAGCCCUGCUACCCUCCUUGGUACCUGACAGAGAAACAGCUGGAUCACACCCUGUCUCAGCCCUGCUGCCCUCCUUGGUACCUGACAGAGAAACAGCUGGAUCAGACCCUGUCUCAGCCCUGCUACCCUCCUUGGUACCUGACAGAGAAACAGCUGGAUCAGACCCUGUCUCAGCCCUGCUGCCCUCCUUGGUACCUGACAGAGAAACAGCUGGACCAGACCCUGUCUCAGCCCUGCUACCCUCCUUGGUACCUGACAGAGAAACAGCUGGAUCAGACCCUGUCUCAGCCCUGCUGCCCUCCUUGGUACCUGACAGAGAAACAGCUGGACCAGACCCUGUCUCAGCCCUGCUACCCUCCUUGGUACCUGACAGAGAAACAGCUGGAUCAGACCCUGUCUCAGCCCUGCUGCCCUCCUUGGUACCUGACAGAGAAACAGCUGGACUAGUGCCUAUAGCAGCAGACCGCUUCAGGACCUGCCUCAAGGACCGGGUCAGGAUGGAGCCGGCGGUGGAGUCCCAGCAGGACCAGGGGACAGAGGGGAAUCUGGGGACAGGGUGCAGGCACAGAGAGAUGGCCCUGAAGUGGUUCAUGGAGACUCAAGCUCCUCUCAUCCUCCAUGAGGGAAAUUUCCCCUCCUGGUUCGAAGGAUUCAUCACCAGAAGAGAUGCGGAAGAGAUGCUGAGAGACAAAGAACUGGGCUGUUUCCUGAUCCGACUAAGUGACAAAGCCAUGGGAUACAUCCUGUCAUACAGAGGCCGUGAUCGAUGCAGACACUUUGUGAUCAACCAGAGUAAGUCAGGCCAGUUCAUAGUGUCUGGAGACACAGAGGAGCAUGAGACCCUGGGAGAACUGAUAGAACACUACAAGACCAGCCCCAUAGAGCCCUUCAGAGAGUACCUGACCUGUUCCUGUCUAGAGAUCUGA
Oncorhynchus gorbuscha (pink salmon) is the source of this 1683-nucleotide messenger RNA. RefSeq lists its product as uncharacterized. The record is from RefSeq and is a predicted model, not a curated record. The transcript has 7 exons. Gene Ontology annotation, cellular component: cytoplasm. NCBI's taxonomy places the organism in Eukaryota, Metazoa, Chordata, Actinopteri, Salmoniformes, Salmonidae. Bases 1 to 1683 code for a protein of 560 amino acids.